AUGGCCCUCUGCACGUCCGAUCCGGCGGCCGAGAAGGCCGAGCGGCGCUGCUGCCCGCUCACCCGCGUGCUCCUCAUGCUCUGCGUGGGCACCGUCUGCCUGUGCAUCGGCUUCAUGGAGGUGUACCGGCUGCAGCAGGGUGCGCAGAUGCAGCGCCAAAUCCUCGAGCUGCAGAGGCGGCUGGAGAAGCUGGAGAGCGCCGCGUCGGCCGACCCGCAGGUCGCCCGGUUGCGUCGCGCCGUCGUCGACGGGAAUUUGCGCACCAUCGACGGCGUCCCCAUCAUCCUGGGUCCUUACGGCGGACGGCGGCGGCCCCCCAGCGAGGGACUGAGGAUUUACGAGACGUUCUUGGCCGAGCGCAGGGCGCAGCCCACCGCGCCGAGCGUGAACUAUGAGACCGACGACCCGUCCAUCCAGCCCCACCACAGGAGCAGCGCCGUGCAUCGGCCGGCCAGCCGCUUCGGCCGCGUCAACACCAACGCCGUCAUCGCGGCCGAGGAGCGGCCGGCCCGUGGCUCGCCGCCGGCGUACGUGCCCCCUCCGGUCGGCGGCGGCGGCGGCGGCGGCGGCGGCUCGGGCCGCGGCGGGCGGCGCCAGCGCUGCUCCGCGGCCCACUUCGAGGGCCACAUCUCAGACGUCACACGCAAGUCGGCCUCCUACCGCGGCAACUACCGCCUGGUGAACAGCAACCCGGACUCGAUGUUCUCCCAGUGGCGGCCGGCCGCCUGGAUGAGGCAGAAGGCGUGCACCGACGAGUUUCAGCUGUACGGCGGCCAGGUCACCGUGCGCACGCCCGGCUUCUACUACCUGUAUGCCCAGAUUAACCACAUAGAAGAACACGACGUCAACGGGUUCGAGAUCCAAGUGAACGCACAGUCGCUGGUCAAGUGCAUCACCACGGAGGCCAGCAAAUUGCGGAACAAAACAAACACAUGCUUCACGGGUGCCGCCAUUUACCUAAACCAGGGGGACGCGGUCAGCGUCCGGGACCUGGACCCGCUGCGGCACGCCUUCCUGCUGCCAGACCGCAGCUUCUUCGGACUGUUGCGGAUCUCCGGUUGAGUCCGGCUCAGUUCCGGCUGAGGUCCGGCUUGGGGUCAGCUGAGGUCAGCUGAGGUCAGCUGAGGCCUAGCCGAGGUCCGUCAGUGACCCCGCCAGGAACGCGUUGGAGUGGUAGUCAUCGCAUAGUCGGCCACGGCCGGACACAGAGGAGACUACUUCGUGAGGGCGCCGCGCCCGGCGCGAGGUCAGAGGUGAGACGUUGGGCGAUACGGCGCGGUUCGAUGCGAGACACACCCCGAGUAGUCGCCAUAAGUGAUCGGACAGACGUCCAGCUACAAGGCUGAGCGGGCUACACCCACUCAAGCGUCACAGCUGCCUGAGUCAAGACACUCCGCGCCGACUUUUAGCCCAGCCAAAGCUCGCCAAUCUCCGCUGCGCGAAAUCGCGUCCGGCCAGCAUUUUUGGCCGGUCGUCGCCGAGCAUCAGUCCGGUGUGUCGUCAGGUCGGGCUGUCCGCCGGUCCACUUUUGGCCGGCAUCCGCCGCGCGGCGGUCCAGUGUGUCGUAAGGCCCGGCCAGCCGACGGCCGAGUCCUGUUCCGCCGGCGCCGCCGCUGAAUCUCGCCGCAGACGCUGACGCAUGGUAGCCCCGGGCGGUCUGAGUCACGCGCCGCCCGCGGCGGUCCCAAGUCACUACGGCGGAACAAGAGUCAGGGGUGCACAGCUGACUGGACAGGCGUUACUCAUGAGGGGGGCGCUAACCAGGGGAAUGUAAACCCAUCACUUCAUAGAUACCUGAGCAGUGAUUCGCUUAGCGUCAGGUCGUGUAACUUAUGCAUGCAGGGUGUUGUUCGCGGGGCUGCCGACGGCCGGUGCCGCCAGGCAUGUGUCAUUAUCAAUGUCUUAACGCUGUGUGCUUUUGUACGUACUGUGAAUACUGUGAUGUAGAAUAUACUCAUAAGACGUUAUGCCUA
This is a messenger RNA of Pollicipes pollicipes, 1973 nucleotides long. RefSeq lists its product as uncharacterized. The record is from RefSeq and is a predicted model, not a curated record. Lineage: Eukaryota; Metazoa; Arthropoda; Thecostraca; Pollicipedomorpha; Pollicipedidae. The coding region runs from base 1 to 1062 and encodes 353 amino acids. Gene Ontology annotation, biological process: immune response. The transcript is spliced from 7 exons. Gene Ontology annotation, molecular function: tumor necrosis factor receptor binding; receptor ligand activity. Gene Ontology annotation, cellular component: membrane.